Molecule: messenger RNA, 1215 nt
Organism: Benincasa hispida (wax gourd)
Lineage: Eukaryota; Viridiplantae; Streptophyta; Magnoliopsida; Cucurbitales; Cucurbitaceae
Product: Nucleoside diphosphate kinase family protein
Biological process (GO): GTP biosynthetic process; CTP biosynthetic process; UTP biosynthetic process
Molecular function (GO): nucleoside diphosphate kinase activity
Source: RefSeq, a predicted model, not a curated record
UCUGUCCUCUUUUAACUCGAUAAAUCGAGUCCGUUCUUCUUGUAAUCCUUAGGCUUCGCGCCAAUUCCAAGUUACCGCGAUAUUCCUCAUCUCUCUCCCGGUCUCGUUUUGUAGAGCUUUCUACUUUCCCGCCAUUAUACUAAGCAAGUGCUCGAGUUCCUAUCAUCUUUCUUGCGGUUGCGGCUUCUCUCAUUCUCCACUCCAUGAAUCGCAGUUUCGCUCAGGAAAUGACGAUCCGUUUGGUUUCUCUCAGUUCGCGGUUUCUCCUUUUCUUCUUCCUUGUCGCUACCGCAUCUUCUGGUGUGUUUGCAAGUAAUGGAGGUAUGAAAAUAGAGAGAACUUUGGCUAUGAUAAAGCCAGAUGGAUUGCGUGGUAACUUCACCGAUAGAAUUAAAGGGGCCAUUGUGGGGUCAGGGUUCAGGAUUUUGGAGGAAAGAAUAGUUGAAUUGGAUGAAGAUAGAGCAAGUCGUUUUUACGCUGAACAUUCGUCAAAAAGCUUUUUUUUUAGUCUGGUCAAAUACAUGACAAGUGGUCCAGUAUGCAUUAUGGUGUUGGAGAAACAGAAUGCAAUCGCGGAUUGGCGUGCUCUGAUUGGGCCAACAGAUGCAGUGAAAGCUAAGGCUACGCAUCCUAAUAGCAUUAGGGCAAUGUGUGGGUUGGAUUCAGAGAAAAAUUGUGUUCAUGGUUCAGAUUCUCUUCUAUCAGCUCAAAGAGAGAUCUCAUUUUUCUUUGGAGAAGAAACUGGUGAAAUGGUUGGAAAACAUGAUGAAUUAUAAUCAUUAAGCAGUCCGUGUAUAAACACGACUAGGUCUUAUACAGGACUCUUUAUUUUGAUUAAUCUCAAAUUCCAAAAGUGGAUUGCUGCCAGCCCUGACCCAAUUUUCAUCUAGAAGUUGGCAAGCCGAUACAUUGUACACACGCUCAUCUGUAUAUCUGUGUGCUACUUGUGGAUGUUACAUGUAUGCUCAGUGUCUGUAUUAGAAAUUUAGAACCUGUUCUCUAAUGACCUGUUUGUCAGUUUUAUUAUCUUUUGUUACCUUUAAGACGGUUUUGCUACUAUUAGGAAGAUAAAACCAUUGGUUGGUGAUGAAGGGUCUGUGGCUUCUUACGAUCUUAUUUAGACAAGAUUUGUUCUAUAGGCUGUAUAAUUGUGUCCUUGAAUUCUAAGAAGGAUCCGGUGGUUUCUUUAGUUUAUUAAGUUUUAGGUUCUCUAUU